Messenger RNA from Camellia sinensis, 882 nucleotides. The record is from RefSeq and is a predicted model, not a curated record. Lineage: Eukaryota; Viridiplantae; Streptophyta; Magnoliopsida; Ericales; Theaceae.
UAAUGUUUGUUGUGCAGAGGGUACAUGGCACCAGAAUAUGCAUUAUGGGGUCACUUAUCCCAUAAAGCAGAUGUUUAUAGUUUUGGGAUUGUCGCGUUGGAAAUUAUUGCUGGAAAGAACAACAUGAAAUAUCGUGCUAUUGAAAAUUAUGUUUGUCUACUUGAUUGGGCACUUGCUUUACAAAAAAAAGGAAAUUUAGUAGAGUUGAUGGAUCCAAAGUUGGGUUCCAAUUUCAACGAGGAGGAAGCAAUAAAAAUUCUUAAAGUAGCUUUAUCUUGCACUAAUCCAUCUUCGGUGGUUAGGCCGACCAUGUCUGCAGUAGUAAGAAUGCUUGAAGGUGAUAUAUGCGUCGAAGAACUGAUGAUGGAUCAAAGUGAAUAUGGUGAUGACUUUAGGUUCAAAUCCCUUAGAGACAAAUACUAUGAGCUGCAACGCCAGAACUCAAGUGAAGGCCAAACCCUCAUUGAUUUAUCAGAAACAGCACGAAAUGGCUCGUCCUCUACAACUUCUCAUGAUCUCUACCCGAUUAGUCUUGAUUCUCAUUAAUGAAAUCCAACUUGGAACGUGUCAUGGUGGCUUCAUUACUCUGCAAGCAUUACAUGCAUUGUUUUUUUAAUUUUGGUUGAAGAAUUUCAUUCUCUUGUUUUUUUAUGUUUCAAAUGUUUAAUGUUUGAUGUUUUGGUGAUUGUUAGUCUUUCGGUAAUUUUGUCAUAUGUUUUCAGGUCAUGUGAUUUGUUUUUAGAUUGUAGAAUUUUGUUUUGGUUGUGUGGUUGUAUUGUUGUUGAAGUUCUACAAGUGAAGAAAAGUUGAAACAUAGAAAAUGUUGGGUAUACUUCCUUAGUGGAGUAUGAGACUCAAUUGGUUUAUUAAAAUAUUUGGUUU